Molecule: messenger RNA, 399 nt
Organism: Miscanthus lutarioriparius
Lineage: Eukaryota; Viridiplantae; Streptophyta; Magnoliopsida; Poales; Poaceae
Source: the annotation of a GenBank genome assembly
AUGGCCCCCUCUGAACUUCCGGAGCUGGAGCUGUUCCGUACUGCUCUCUUGACCUGCUGCAAGGUGUGUGGAGGACGUGAAGAGAGGGACAAGAGGUUCCUGAUCUGUAGCCACUCUGAGUGCUUUUACAAGUACUACCACAUUAGUUGCCUGACUAAAAAGCAGAUUGCAAGUGAUGUGCAGAUGGGCAGCCAGCGCUGGUACUGUCCAUCUUGCCUCUGCCUGUGUGACACGGACGAUGAUAAGAUCAUCCUGUGUGACUGCUGGGAUCAGGGCUAUCACCUCUACUGCCUCAGUCCUCCUAAAAGAAAGGUGCCUAAGGAGUAUUGGGACUGCGACCCCUGCAAGAAGCGGAGCGAAAAGGAGAGGAGGAUAUUGAUGCUCCACAGGAACGAUUAA